Molecule: messenger RNA, 879 nt
Organism: Procambarus clarkii (red swamp crayfish)
Lineage: Eukaryota; Metazoa; Arthropoda; Malacostraca; Decapoda; Cambaridae
Product: peritrophin-1-like
Cellular component (GO): extracellular region
Molecular function (GO): chitin binding
Source: RefSeq, a predicted model, not a curated record
CUGUGCUUGCCAAUCCACACUCAAUUGUGCCCUCGUUGCUACCAUGAAGCUCGCUAAGGCUCUCGCUCUCCUAGCUGCCCUGGUGGCCCUGGCUGCCGCCGACUGUGACCUGCCCUACUGCAAGAUUGUGGCCGGGGUGGAGGUGCGGUGCAACGAUCCACAGGCGUGGUUCGAGUACCACCCUCAUCCCACCGACCGCCAUCUCUUCAUUCAGUGCACCACCUACGGUCCCCAAGUGAUGAGCUGUGCUCCGGGCACAGCCUGGAACCAGGAGGCCUCCGUCUGUGUCCACGACACCGCCGUGCCCAGCUGCAGCGCCGACGUCGGCAUCUGUGACUGCGACAAGUGUUUCAUGGCAGAUCCCCUCGACAAAACCUGCUACUACGCAUGUUCCCUGGACGCAAAUGGCCAGAGAGGCGUCCCUGUAGCGAUGAAAUGUCCCGCUGGUACAGUAUGGAGUCCCAGCGUGAACAUCUGCCUGUAGGUCACCACACACCACCACCUGACUAGCCACCUGGGCUGUGUGUGUGUCGCCAGCUGGCGCCCGGGAUAAGGAUUACAUUACCGUUCUCACACUCCACCUGCCUUACCAUUUGGCGCCCGGGAUAAGGAAUAUCUACGCUGUCCUGUGCCAACAGCAACAGUCUGCGCCCCCCUGAUGGACCAUCGACCGACACAGUACACUGCCAAGCUCUGACUUCCGGAAAAUAACUCUGAAUAUACAUGAAAUACUUGCAAACUUACUCUGGUGCAAAUUGCAACAGAGUUAACUUGGCAGCGUACAAAUAGUUCUAAGUUUAUCUCUUCAAAAUCUAAAUUGCUAACUUGCUGAUGCCUCUUUGUCAAAUAUUUCAGUCAAAAUAAACCUUUCAAGCAAGA